GCACUGGUGGGCAGCACUGGUAGGUGGGCACAGGUGGGUGGCACUGGUGGGCACAGGUGGGUGGGCACAGGUGGGUGGCACUUCUGGGCACAGGUGGGUGCACUGCUGGGCACAGGUGGGUGCACUGCUGGGCACAGGUGGGUGAUUUGCUGGGCACAGGUGGGCGGGGCUAGUGGGCGCACUGCUGGGCACAGGUGGGCGGAACUUGUGGGUGGCACUGCUGGGCACCGAUCAUCAGGGCACUGAUCAUCAGUGCCCUGAUGAUCGGUGCCGAUCCUCGCUCUGACAACUGCCGGUUCUCGGCAGUACUUUCCUCACGAUCUGACAGCGUGAGGAAAGUGCAGCCGAGAACCGGCACUUGCAU
Staurois parvus is the source of this 364-nucleotide messenger RNA. NCBI's taxonomy places the organism in Eukaryota, Metazoa, Chordata, Amphibia, Anura, Ranidae. The record is from the annotation of a GenBank genome assembly.